Antrostomus carolinensis (chuck-will's-widow) is the source of this 3545-nucleotide messenger RNA. RefSeq names its product astrotactin 1 (gene ASTN1). Lineage: Eukaryota; Metazoa; Chordata; Aves; Caprimulgiformes; Caprimulgidae. Gene Ontology annotation, biological process: neuron migration; neuron cell-cell adhesion. The annotation marks the transcript as partial. The transcript has 21 exons. The record is from RefSeq and is a predicted model, not a curated record. Gene Ontology annotation, molecular function: protein binding. Gene Ontology annotation, cellular component: endosome; membrane.
GGAGGGAUGAUUGCCCUGCUGCUCUCCAUCCUCUGCCUGGUGAUGAUCCUCUACACCCGCCGGCGAUGGUGCAAGCGACGCCGGGUGCCGCAGCCCCAGAAAAGUGCCAGCGCCGAGGCAGCCAACGAGAUCCACUACAUCCCCUCGGUGCUGAUCGGGGGCCACGGGCGGGAGAGCCUGCGCAACGCCCGCGUGCAGGGCCACAACUCCAGCGGGACGCUCAGCAUCCGCGAGACCCCCAUCCUGGAUGGCUAUGAGUAUGACAUCACCGACCUGCGGCACCACCUCCAGCGCGAGUGCAUGAACGGUGGGGAGGACUUCACCAGCCAAGUCACCCGCACCUUGGACUCACUGCAGGGCUGCAAUGAGAAGGCCAGCAUGGACCUCACGCCAGGGAGCGAUAAUGCCAAGCUGUCCCUGAUGAACAAGUACAAGGACAACAUCAUCGCCACCAGUCCCGUGGACUCCAACCACCAGCAAACCACGCUGCUGUCCCACACCUCCAGCAGCCAGCGCAAGCGCAUCAACAACAAAGCACGAGCCGGCUCAGCGUUUCUCAACCCCGAGGGGGACUCGGGGACGGAGGCAGACACCGACCCCCAGCUGACCUUCUACACGGACCCCUCACGGAGCCGGAGGCGCAGCCGAGUGGGCUCCCCACGCAGCCCCGUGAACAAGACCACACUGACCCUCAUCAGCGUGACGAGCUGUGUCAUCAGCCUGGUGUGCUCCUCCCACAUGAACUGUCCCCUGGUUGUCAAGAUCACCCUCCACGUCCCCGAGCACCUCAUCGCUGAUGGGAGCCGGUUCAUCCUGCUGGAGGGGAGCCAGCUGGAUGCCAGUGACUGGCUGAACCCAGCACAGGUUGUCCUCUUCUCCCAGCAAAACUCCAGUGGGCCCUGGGCCCUGGACCUCUGCGCUCGGCGUCUCCUCGACCCCUGCGAGCACCAGUGCGACCCCGAGACCGGUGAGUGUCUCUGCUAUGAAGGUUACAUGAAGGACCCCGUGCAUAAGCACCUCUGCAUCCGGAACGAGUGGGGAACGAACCAGGGGCCUUGGCCAUACACCAUCUUCCAGCGUGGCUUCGACUUGGUGCUGGGUGAGCAACCCUCCGACAAGAUUUUUCGGUUCACCUACACCCUUGGGGAAGGCAUGUGGCUACCGCUGAGCAAGAGCUUCGUCAUCCCACCGGCUGAGCUGGCCAUCAACCCCUCGGCCAAGUGCAAGACUGACAUGACAGUGAUGGAGGACGCGGUGGAGGUCAGGGAAGAGCUGAUGACCUCCUCCUCCUUCGACAGCCUGGAGGUCCUCCUUGACUCCUUUGGCCCCGUCCGUGACUGCUCCCGGGAUAACGGGGGCUGCAGCAAGAACUUCCGCUGCAUCUCGGAUCGCAAGCUGGACUCGACGGGCUGCGUGUGCCCGACGGGACUGAGCCCCAUGAAGGACGGCACGGGCUGCUACGACCGUCACGUCGGCGUGGACUGCUCAGAUGGCUUCAAUGGGGGCUGUGAGCAGCUGUGCCUGCAGCAGAUGGUCCCCCUGCCCGAGGAUCCCCUGCUCUACAACAUCCUCAUGUUCUGUGGGUGCAUCGAGGACUACAAGCUGGGCAUGGAUGGGCGGUCGUGCCAGCUCAUAUCAGAGUCAUGCCCUGAGGCAGGGGACUGCGGUGAGCCCCGUGAGCUGCCCAUGAACCGGACGCUCUUUGGGGAGAUCUUCUAUGGCUACAACAACCACUCCAAGGAGGUGGCCCCUGGGCAGGUGCUUAAAGGGACAUUCAGGCAGAACAACUUUGCCCGGGGCCUGGAGCAGCAGCUGCCGGAUGGGCUGGUGGUGGCCACGGUGCCUCUGGAGAACCAAUGCCAAGAGGAGCUCUCUGAGCCCACGCCUGACCCCGAGUUCCUCACUGGGAUGGUGAACUUCAGCGAGGUGUCCGGGUACCCCCUCUUGCAACACUGGAAGGUCCAGUCCAUCAUGUACCAUGUCCGGCUCAACCAGCUGACCAUCUCCCAGUCUUUCAGCAACGCACUUCACUCUCUGGAUGGGGCCACGUCCCGUGGAGAUUUCGUGGCGCUGCUGGACCAGUUUGGCAACCACUAUAUCCAGGAGGCAGUGUACGGCUUUGAGGAGUCCUGCUCCAUCUGGUAUCCCAACAGGCAGGUCCAGCGGCAGCUCUGGCUGGAGUAUGAGGACAUCAGCAAAGGCAACUCCCCCUCUGACGAGUCGGAGGAGCGGGAGCGGGACCCCAAGGUGCUCACCUUCCCCGAGUACAUCGCCAGCCUCUCCGAGUCGGGCACCAAGCGUGUGGCGGAAGGGCGGCGGCAGGGCCGCGGGCGCUGCCCCUCCUCCUGCCCCCUCUGCCAUGUCGCCUCCGCUCCCGACGUGCCAGCCGAGCCCAUCCUGCUGGAGGUCACCAAAGCCGCCCCCAUCUACGAGUUGGUCACCAACAACCAGACCCAGCGGCUCUUGCAGGAGGCCACCAUGAGCUCGCUGUGGUGCUCAGGCAGUGGGGACGUGAUCGAGGAUUGGUGCCGCUGUGACUCGAGUGCCUUUGGGGCUGAUGGGCUGCCCACCUGUGCACCUCUCCCACACCCUAUCCUGAGGCUCUCCACAGUUCACGAGCCCAGCAGCACACUGGUGGUGCUGGAGUGGGGGCACUCCGAGCCCCCCAUCGGGGUGCAGAUCGUCGACUACCUCCUCCGACAAGAGAAAGUCACCGACAGGAUGGAUCACUCCAAGGUGGAGACCGAGACGGUGCUGAGCUUCGUGGACGACAUCAUCUCUGGCGCCAAGUCACCCUGUGCCAUGCCAGCCCAAGUGCCCGACAGACUUUCCUCCACUAUCUCCCUCAUCGUGCGCUGCCUGGAGCCCGACACCACCUACAUGUUCACACUCUGGGGAGUUGAUAACACAGGAAGACGCUCCAGGUCCAGUGAUGUGACAGUCAAGACCCCCUGCCCUGUGGUAGAUGAUGUGAAAGCUCAAGAAAUAGCAGACAAGAUCUACAACCUCUUCAACGGCUAUACCAGCGGCAAGGAGCAGCAAACAGCCUACAACACUCUGCUGGACCUGGGUUCCCCCAGCCUGCAUCGAGUCCUUUACCACUACAACCAGCACUACGAGAGCUUUGGGGAGUUCACUUGGCGCUGUGAAGAUGAGCUGGGACCCAGGAAAGCCGGCCUCAUCCUCUCACAGCUGGGAGACCUCAGCAGCUGGUGCAACGGCCUCCUGCAAGAGCCCAAGAUCAGCCUCCAGCGCUCGUCCCUCAAGUACCUCGCCUGCCGCUACAGCGAGAUCAAGCCCUACGGGCUCAACUGGUCAGAGCUCAGCCGGGACCUCAAGAAGACGUGCGAGGAGCAGACGCUGAGCGUCCUUUACAAUGACUAUGGUGACAAGGACUACUGAGGGUUGCAGAUGCCCACUCUCACGCUGGCCUUCCCACGGGCAUUUGUGAGGGUUUUAUACACGGACCCACAGCAGGGGAGGGUGUCGAUGAUGUUUCUGGAGGCAAAAAUUUGGACUGGGGAGUGAAACCGGCUGCCCUGUGC